UACUCUUUCCGUAUUUGCUUACUGUAGUUGUUUAACUUAACAUAGAGAAUUUGAGGAAAGUGAUUAGGGAGUGUUUGGAGGUUGCGGAUUAGGGUAGAAUGUUAAAUAGUAAUCGAGCAUUCCCUUGCUUGAUAGGCUUAGUGGUCACAGUUGGACCUUUCUCCUCAGUGGUAGUAUUAGCUCUAUUCUAGUAAUUUCUUGUUCUGCCAUUCGGCUAUUACGGUUCGAUCAUUGUAUUAUUUUGUUGUUGUUACUGUAUUUCUCCUGCUUGUUGUGUAAUGCUUCCCGUUUUGCAUUAUUUCUUUGUUGUUAUUACAAGCAUAUGUGUAUCCCCUUUUACAAAGUAUUUGGCAUGCUUUAUUUAAGCUUAGGGUGUAUUGCAAGUAGCCUAUCUACCUCUAUGAGGUACAGUAAGGUGUGUGUACACUCAACCUGUCCUUGCCUCACUUGUGCGAUUUUACUAUGUAUGUUGUUGUUGUUUGAUCGCCGUGAAGAGUUUAAUCGGCAGUGUCAUGCUCUUAGUAUGAUCUAGUUUGGUGUUACUUUUACGAGAUUGUCUUGCUACUACUUCAUUCGGGGUUGUGAAAUUAAAUUACAGUUAAAACCAAAGUCUGCUUGAGAAAUAGAGCAGCUAUUAAAUAGUAUUACUUUUACUUAUCAGAAAAAUUCCUUCUUUAUUAUGGAGUCAAAUUUUUCGGUACUUGAAUAUCAGUCUAGUAGUUUAGAUCAUAAACUACCUGCUCAGACAGAAUCUUAACUUUGAUAAGCUUAAUCAGGAACUAAGAAAGUCUUCAGGAGAGUUAUGCAUGGCCUCUUAGGUAUUCUUUGUGAAUUUUUCGGAGUGGUGCAGGAAGAAAACUUUAGCACAUUGUUGGCAUCACGUGCCACACUCAGACGUAAACAAGUUCUGUUAUAGUUAGUAAUUCUGCAUCUAUUGGAAGUGAAAUCUUUUGGAUCAGUCUACGCAGCAAAAUGUUAGUUGAUAUCCAAAUUAUAUGUGGAAAUUUAAGAUUUGGGUUACAGCCUAAGUUGCGCGGACUCUUUGCUUUUGAGGCUGCACUCAUGUUGGAUUCUUCAAGAAUACACUACUUUUGGAGAAUCUAACACACACACGUUAGACAUUUUUGAAGACUCCGAGCAACAUAGGUUAUAGCUACCCCAAAAUCUAAAUGAUGAUGUAAACUUCCUAAUCAUUUGGGGUUAAAUUGCUUGGUGAACCCCCAAAGUAGAUUUGCUCAAGACCCAAUCACAAUUAUUUGGUAUUUUAGAAAUUGCACCGGGGUUGGAGAGGAGAGCUGUGCGUGGAUGGAAUUUGGGGAAGUGCCUCUUGUAGCAAAGUUGGGAAGCACAAUCAUAUUUCCUCUGGUUUACAAUAGAAACAAUAAAUAUAGUCUCCAUCAAAAAUAAUAAAUAUUGUGUAGAACCAUUUCAUUUGUCUAACAUUUACCUAUUUGCUCCAUUGGUGUCCUUUAUAACUUUUUUAUGGAGCUCUUCAACUAUCAUUAUUAUACACUAUGCCUCAUUCAAAGUAAUUAUGAGCUGGCUUUGAGGCUUUAGGUUCUCAACCACUUGGAAAACUUUGGUUUAAGCUUGUAAGCUAGAAUAAACCCAACAAAUUUUUCUUGGCUAGUGGAUGGUGGCCUCAAGUUUUCAUUAUGACUGUUAGAAUGUGCUUUCAGCCAGAAGUCUAAUCCAUUGCUCGCUGAUUGAUGAACUCCUAUGAUCAGGUCUAACAAGGAAAUAAAGGUUUUGACAAGGAAUAAUGUGAUACUGCUCCAAUUUUGGAAUAGUUACAAAAUUUUAAGUACUCUAUCAACCUUAGGUUCUUCUACUAACCAUAAACUUAAACCUAUGUUUGGCGGGAAAACAAAAAUCAGCAAGUUGAUUGGGCUACUAGCUAUAACCAGAUUACUUUACUUGAUGCUUGUUUAUGCAAUCUUGUACAAGUUGUUCUAUCUACUGGAAUUUACUCGUUUGUAUGACAAUAUUUAAUAAGUCGCCAUUAAUGUAUCAUCAUGUAAGUGUUUUUGUUUUAUCAUCAUUAUUCAUUAGUUGGAUUUUGUCGGUCCUAGAAAUAAUUUAAAAAAAAUUAUUAUUUCUGUGCUGGCAGCUAUAUCCUUCUUUACUUACUGUAGAUAGUUUUUUUUUAUGGCUGUGGUGUCUGGGACAACUUUUGUGCACCUCGACUAAUUCUGUUGGUACCUCCCCCCUCCCACCAACAACAUGUACCAGGUAACUCUAUCCACUAAGGCUAGAAUCACCUAGUGUUUAUUGUCUCCGUUGGGAAUGAAAUUGAAUCUAAGACCUCAGGGUUCUUAACCACUUUAUUGACCACUAGGCCACACCCUUGGGUGCUACUGAAGAUAGUAUGUCAUCAUUUAUAGUUGAAUAGUUGAUGAAAUCCAUGAUCUUAAGAUUGCUUCUUUAAACAGUUUAACAAUGGUCCUUCCUGCUCUAUCCUAUAAAAGUAGAAGAUAGUACUAUCGGAAAUGGGAAUGAUGAGAUUGAUGUGUAGGCAUAAGAGGAGGGAUAGGAUUAGAAACAACAAUAUUUGGGACAAGGUAUGAAUGACCUCUGUUGUGGAAAAGAUGAAAGCGAGAUGGUUUGGCCAUAUGUAAAGGAGAUGCAUAUAUGCUCUAGUGAUAAGUUCUAAUAGAAACCAGUUGUUAGUUUGUAGUGUCAAACUGAAAAUUAAUCCCAUGAUGAACAUAAACAUUCACUUUUGUUGCCACAUAAUAGCAACACAAACAAUGUAGUAGACUCGUCAAAUAUGUACUAGAAAACUUUAUCAAUACAUGUUGAUUCUCAUUCAAGAAAAGGUAGCGUUAGGUGAUAAAUUCAUUAUUAUUGGAAGUCUACAAACAAAUCCAAAGUGUCAAACCACAAUAUUAAUCAUGGACUUUCUAAUGCCCCUUUGUGUACAUAAAAAUGCUAUUAUCAAUCUGCAGUGCAAAAAGACACAGGAAACCUCAAUUCAAGAAAAGAAAUUUGGAUAUACAAAUGUAGCAACAAAAAGAUACAACAAAAAAAUAGAAGAAAAUAAGAUCUCCAUUCAAUCAGAAAAGUAAGAGCUUCUUAAACACAAAUAAUAAAAGACCAAAAAGGAAAUCAAUUUCUAAUUGAAAGUUUAGCAUUAACCUUGGUACCUUAUAAGAGUACGACGAUACGAACAUUGAAGUGAAACUUAGUGUCUUAACCUUCAUGGAUAUAAGCAAGUCGAGUUAUAUUAGUAAAUUUCAACCUAUAGAAAUCAUGAAGAUAACUUGCAAAAAAAUAUCAUUGUCGGAGCAUUUAGAACAACACACAUGAGCUUUCUUGUGAAUUUUGAUUAUUGGAGCUAACUUAGCAGUUUUUAGCCUUUCCAUCUGAAUCAAAACAAAAUAUUCCUUCUCACUUAGCCCACCGAAAGCCCAGUCCAGAAAAAUUGAGACCUUGGGCUACCAUAGUAUAUACGGUAUAGCUAGUAGCCCAAAGUCUCUAUUUUUCUGGAUUGGACUUUUGAUGGGCUAAGUGAGAAGAAAUAUUUUGUAUGGUUUCAGGUGAAAAGGUUUAGCUAGCUUCAUUAGUCAAAAUUCACUAGAAAACCUAUAUUUGUUGUUCCAAAUAGGAAAAAUAGGAAAAAAAGUUAUCAUUCUCAAAAAAGAAAAAGUUCAAACAUUGAUAUUCUUUGUAUGUAAUUUUCAUGAUUUCUAUAAGUUGGAAUUUACUAAUAUAACCCGACUUGUUUAUAUCUAUUGGUAUAUAUACGUAUAACAAGAGUUAAGACACUAGGUUUCACUUCUGUGUUCAUAUCGCCGAACUCUUGUAAGGUACCUAGAUUAAUGCUAAAACUUUCAAUUCGAAAUUUAUAUCCUUUUUGGUCUUUAUUGUGUGUGAGAAGUUCCAUUUUUCUGAUUGAAUGAGUAUCUUGUUGUUCUCUAUCUUUUUGUUGCUAUAUUUGUAAUUCCGGAUUUAUUUUCUCUAGUCGAGGGUUUGUUAUUAUUUAUGUGAUUUCGUAUUUAUUUUCUUGAGUUAUGGGGGUAAGGACUGUGUACACCCCACCCUUUAAGGGAUCACUCUAGGUAUGUUGUGAUCUCAAAUUAGAAUUGUGGACUUGUCAUCGUUGUGUAGGUUUCCAUGUGUUUUAUCCCUUUCUGAAUACUUCUUUUAGGUCUUUGCCAGGUUUUUUAAGUUAAAGCCUUAUGAUGUUAAUUUUAUCACGUAUAAUAAGAGCCUAUUUACAAUUCUGGUUUAAAAAUAUAACAUUUUGAACUAAUUUCUUCCCCUCUUCCAGUGGGUUGUAUUGUUGUAAGCUAAUAAGAAUGUUGUUAAGAAAUGAGAUCUUAAAUAUAAAUUAAGAUUCUAAUUCUUUCCGAAAAGAAAGAAUCAAUGGUACUACUGAUUACACGCAGUUAAUUAGAGAAUCUUGUGACAGCAAUUUCCCUGUUAGGAACAUGAAGGUGUAUUCAAGUAAUAGAGACAUUAAUUAAUUACUUUUUAUCGUGCAAAUUUUUCUUCAAUGGGCCCUAUGAGUAGAUAUAAAAUUGAUAUCGUCUCUCUUAACAAAAAGAAAUUUUUGGUACGCAUUUAUCACCUUUCAAUAGUUUCUUAUUAUGUUACAAAUCAUUAAUAUCAUGUCACAACACUCCUCUUAAGUUAUUCUAGUGCUACCCUUCUACAUGUCUAAUUGUAUUAUAAGUUCGACAAAGGUCCUAACUAUUUUUAUCUCAUCAUGUAGCCACAUGGAUAAGGAGCAUAUUGAGUAGUUCAAGAGGUAUGAAAUUGAGGUUUCAAUAGUGUUCUAUUGCGUUACAAGUCUUUAAUAUCGUGUGCUAUAACACUCACCUUAACUUAUUCUAAUUUUAGUUUCUACAUGCCUAAUUGUCUUAUGAACGCAACAAAAGUCCCAACUAUUUUUCGUCUCAUCAUGUAGCCAUUCGGAGAAGAAUCAUAUGGAUAAGUUGGAGAGGUCUUUUACAUGUCAUAACCAUAUUAUAAACUCACUUGAGGUCCUAUUGUUUAUUUUUUCAUCAUUUAGCGACAUGAAGAAGAAAGAUAUUGAGAAGUUCAAGAAAUAUGAGAUUGAGGGCAACAAGUAUUUGAUUCCCACAUGCUUCUCAGACAAGACUAUAUCUGGAGGAAACAUAUUUGAUGUAAAAACGACUAAAGAUGGAGAAACCUCAAAAGUGAGCAGGUUUCCUGGUCACCAGUCCUAUGCAAACUUUAAUGAUGGAAGCAGUAGCGCGUCAACACCAAAUUCUACGAGUGAAACUCCAUCAAAUGUUCGUAAGAGGAAGUACUUUCCGAUGAGAUUCUCAUAUUUAUUUUAGAAUUUCAUCCCUUUAAUUGUGGUGUCCUCUUAAUCGGUAUUAAAGACAUUUUUAUUACUGUAUAAUAAGUACAAAUCUAGUCAAACAGGGCUAUAAAUAUAAUACACCAUUCCACUACAGUAAUUGAAUUGAGUUGCAGUAUUCAAACAACUCCACCAAAA
Solanum lycopersicum (tomato) is the source of this 5470-nucleotide messenger RNA. NCBI's taxonomy places the organism in Eukaryota, Viridiplantae, Streptophyta, Magnoliopsida, Solanales, Solanaceae. The record is from RefSeq and is a predicted model, not a curated record.